Molecule: messenger RNA, 2275 nt
Organism: Clarias gariepinus (North African catfish)
Lineage: Eukaryota; Metazoa; Chordata; Actinopteri; Siluriformes; Clariidae
Exons: 8
Coding region: 1188-1955 (255 amino acids)
Cellular component (GO): membrane
Source: RefSeq, a predicted model, not a curated record
UGGUCGUUGUUGCAGAUUUUUAAAAUUGUAUCUUUUGGAAUAGGUGGUAAGAUGGCAUAGUGGUUAACUGUGUCAUUGCAUCUCCAGGAAUGAGGGUUCAUUUCCCACCAUAGGUCUGUGUGUAUGCGUGGAGUUUGCAUGUUCUCCCCAUCUUGGUGGUUUUCCUCAAAGUACUCAUGUUUCCUCCCACAGUUUAAAGACAUUUUGCUUAAAGAUUAGGCUAAUUGGUGCUUGUGUGAUAUGUACAUGUGUGCCCUGUGAUAGACAAUUACAUUUUUUGUCUGAUUUAGUCUUGCAAGAACCAUUAGAAUGCCUAACCCAUCAAAUGUAAGGCCUUUACUAUAACUUGUAGAAGUUAAAUUGAUACACUCUGGUUUUCAAUUUACUGUAUCAUACUGGCAUUAUGAUUCAAUUUAAUUCUCAUGAUAUGGUUAAACCAAAUUUGAAUACAAAAAAAUAUGACUAAAAAGGCAUUUCUCAAUAAUAAACCAUGCAAACUAAUAAAAAAAUUAUUAUGCCUUGUUAUGCCUAUAAUUAUUUUCCACCGUUAAGUUGACCACUUUUGGUAAGCCUGAGACCAAUGCAGCCUCAGUUUGCAGUUCUUGGCUGACAAAAAUGGAGCCCGACAUGGUCUGCUCCUGUUAUACCCCACAUAACACCCGUCAAUGUAAUAAACAGCUUUUAAGGUCAUAAUCCUACAAAUGUUGUAAACUGAUUCAGUGUGAUUUACUGGGCAUUUUUAUUUGUAGAACUACUUCUUGUGCCUUUUCGUUGUGUGGACUGUAAAGGAAGAUGUGUAAAAAUGAAUGUGAAAUGAUCUAUAUGGUAGAUUCUGCUAUUGGCUUGCAAACCCUUUACAGUUAAUGUUGUGCACUUACAGUAUCAUGUCCAUUUUAUGUAAGCCUUCUGUAAAUGUAUUCACAUGUAUUUAUUUUGCUUAUAAUUUUUGUAUAUUAAAAAUCAUAAUAUUAUAUUAGGUGGGGGAAACACACAGUGUAUGAUAGUGAGGUACAGCUCAGGUUGCGGGGAAAUUCAGGCAGCUAUGUGGAACAAGUGGUAACAUGCUUGUAGUGUAAAAACAAGGAACUGAUGAGGCUAUGACUGGCUACGCUGGAAUCUCUUCCCAUUUUUUAAAAUUGAUUUCAUUAUUUUUACAACUUAACGGUAGAUAAAGUAAAACAGCUGUAAUGGCAACUUGUCAAGCUACUAAGUACAUCCUGUUUAUAUGCUGCUACAUAUUCUGGGUGGCUAGUGGAGUUAUGAUUGCUGUGGGGAUCUACGCUAAAGUAGCCAAGGAAAAUGAUGUAGUGGAUACGUUGGCAACAGAUCCAGCUCUCCUGCUGCUCACGUUAGGAUCCUUAACAUUCAUCAUAACAUUCCUGGGAUGUUUCGGAGCACUGCGGGACAUUGCCACACUGCUGAAAAUGUUUUUAGGAAUUUUAAUGGUCAUCCUGUUCCUGCAAAUGGCUGCUGCUGUUCUGGGCUUUGUCUUCUCAGACCUGGUGCUGAGGAGGACAGAACUGCUAAUGAACAAAGCCAUUGUGUUAUACCGAGAGGAUAUGGAUUUAGAAAAUGUGAUUGAUUUUGUGCAGAAAAAGUUCCUGUGUUGUGGAGUGAAUAAUUACUUAGAUUGGUCUAAGAAUGCAUAUUUCAACUGUUCUGAGAAUAACCCCAGCCUGGAAGCCUGCGGUGUCCCUUUUUCAUGUUGUGUACGCCAUCCGACUGAGACUGUGUUCAAUUCAAUGUGCGGCUACAAAUCUCAGGGGAAGACAGAAUCUUUAGUCAUGGAGCGCAUUUAUAUUCAUGGAUGCCUAAACAAAAUGGUGCUGUGGGGAAAACAGAACCUGCUGCUGGUUGGAGGAAUCAGCAUUGGCUUGCUCUGCUUGGAGAUAUGUAUGAUUACACUGGCAGCGGCGCAGCUAAGCCAUAUCCAGAAAAAUGAGAAGAAGAAGUAAAAUCAUACUGUAGGCCAAAAACAAGGGGUGAUUUAAACUCUUGUCCGAUAUCUGCAUGUAUUUAUUCACUAUAUGCAGUACAUGUAUGCAAGAACAUAUAAGCAGAAGAUUUUUUUUAAUUAUCAUUAUUAUUACUGAAGCCUGUGAUUAAAAUUGUGAAUUAUUCUGUUCUUGAAAAUGAGCCUUUGAUCUAAAUGUUUUAUCAUGAAACAUAUUUUUACAAAGUGUACAUACGUUGUUUUAAUAUGAAUGUUGGGAUUAAUUACAAUUUUGUAAGAAAAGAAAUGAUCAUAUACAUGCUUUUACACAUUAUUAUUAAC